AUGGUACUUUCACCUCUAAUCUUCGCGCUUGCUGGAGCAUUUGUUUCCUAUGUUCUCUACACGCAGGUUAUGCUCUACCUUGCCCGGCGGCAGUUCAAGAAGGACAAUGGAUGUCAGCCAUGUACAAAAGUGUUCAACAAGGACCCUAUCUUGGGCAUCGAUGUGAUGCGCGUCAUGGGUACCAACAGCAAGAAACACAUUACGUUGGACGAGAACAAGAAACGUUUCGAGCGCAUGGGCAACACUUAUCACACCAGAAUGGCCGUUACCCCCGCCAUCGCUACCUGUGAGCCGGAGAACGUAAAGACUAUCUUGAGCUUGAAGUUCAAGGAUUAUAGUUUGGGCAACAGGACUCAGUCAUUCACACCGUUGUUGGGUCACGGCAUUUUCAAUGCUGAUGGUGAACGCUGGUCUAACAGCCGUCAUUUGCUGCGACCCAACUUUGCCAGGGAUCAGGUCGCAGACCUUGAGGCUUUUGAACGCCAUUUCAAACUCAUGCUCAAGCACAUUCCCAAGGACGGUUCGACAGUUGAUCUGCAAGUGCUGUUCUUCUGUCUUACCAUUGACACCGCUACUGAGUUUCUCUUCAACCACUCAACGAACACGCUGCGCAUGGUUGGCCAACAAGACGACGACAACGAGGAUGCUGUCUUCGGUAGAAUGUUCAACUACGCGCAGGAUGAUAUUGUCACAAGACUUCGCAUGGGACCUCUCAACCGCUUCAGGAACAAUGCAAAGGGCGAAGAAGCGAUCCACAUUUGUCACGCAUACAUCGAUAAAUUCGUCGACGAUGCCAUCGCAUUCAAACAACAGCAGGACGAGGAGAAGAAGGCGGUAUCGCAGAAGGAUGAGCGAUACAUCUUCAUCCACCAGCUGGCAAAACAGACAACAGACAGGAAGAGAUUGAGAGAUGAGCUUGUCAACAUUCUGCUAGCUGGCCGCGAUACAACGGCUAGUCUGCUGAGCAACAUGUUUUUUGAAAUCGCGAAACGCCCUGACAUCUUCGCAAAGUUGCGAGACGAAGUCGCGUUCUUGGAGGGACGAGCACCGACAUACGAGGAGCUGAAGAACUUCAAAUACCUGAAAUGGUGCCUGAACGAAUCUCUCCGCAUCCACCCUGUUGUUCCUGGAAACUCACGUUCCGCUAUCCGUGAUACUGUCCUCCCCCUCGGCGGCGGACCAGACGGUCAGCACCCACUAUUCGUGCCCAAAGGCACCACGGUUGGCUACUCACCAUACGCCAUGCACCGCCGCAAAGACCUCUACGGCCCCGAUGCCGACAAAUAUAAGCCCGAGCGUUGGGCAACUCUUCGUCCUGGGUGGGAGUACUUGCCCUUCAACGGUGGGCCAAGAAUCUGUCUUGGACAGCAGUACGCUCUUACCGAGGCCGGCUACGUGACUGUAAGACUGGUGCAAGAAUUUGCGAAGAUGGAAAGUAGAGAUGCUGGGCCAUGGGAAGAGUGUUUGACAUUGACUUGCUGUUCCAGGAACGGCACCAAGGUUGGGUUUACGCCUGCUUGA
Molecule: messenger RNA, 1521 nt
Organism: Ascochyta rabiei
Lineage: Eukaryota; Fungi; Ascomycota; Dothideomycetes; Pleosporales; Didymellaceae
Exons: 3
Coding region: 1-1521 (506 amino acids)
Molecular function (GO): heme binding; iron ion binding; oxidoreductase activity, acting on paired donors, with incorporation or reduction of molecular oxygen, reduced flavin or flavoprotein as one donor, and incorporation of one atom of oxygen
Source: RefSeq, a predicted model, not a curated record